GACCGCGGCGCCUGGGGACGCCGGCGCGCUUCGCUCUCCAGGUGCUCCGCCUGGAAAUGUCUCCAUUAGUUGUCGCUUGCUCCCCGCCGGAGCGCGCGCGCCCAGCGGCCGCGCAGAGCCCUAGCGGGCGGCCAGGAGUGGCCCGGCACCACCUCAGGUAGGCAAGGUCCCCGCACCCGCCCCCGCCCCAGGGUUCCCAGACCCCUCCCCCCAUUUCGAGGAGGCGGAGGAGGCAGAGGCUCCGCGCGGCCGCCGUGGGGCGCGGGCGGCGGCGGUGGCGGUGGCGGCUGCGGCGACUCCCCGGUGCGUCCCGGGCUGCGCGCUGCUCCCGGAGGCCCUGGCGUCGGAGCUGCACUGGCCGGCUCUUUCCCAGCUCAGAGCCUAGGAGCCUGAAGCCCCGAAGCAGUGACCACACCGUGCACAGGACCCCAACGGCCCCUCCAAUCUUCCUAGGCCGUGCCCGCCAUGUCCUACCCGCAGUUUGGAUACCCUUAUUCCUCUGCUCCCCAGUUCCUGAUGACCACCAACUCCCUGAGCACGUGCUGCGAGUCGGGCAGCCGCACACUGGCUGACUCCGGGCCUGCGGCCUCGGCCCAGGCGCCCGUCUACUGCCCUGUCUACGAGAGCCGGCUGCUGGCCACCGCGCGUCACGAACUCAAUUCAGCCGCUGCGCUCGGCGUCUACGGGAGCCCCUACGGCAGUUCGCAGGGCUAUGGAAACUACGUGACUUACGGCUCCGAGGCGUCUGCUUUCUACUCGCUGAACAGUUUCGAGUCCAAGGAUGGCACAGGAUCUUCACACGCUGGCCUAGCACCCACCGCAGCUGCAGCCUACUACCCUUACGAGCCAGCUCUGGGCCAGUACCCGUAUGACAGGUAUGGAACCGUGGACAGCGGCACACGGCGCAAGAAUGCAACCCGAGAGACCACCAGCACGCUGAAGGCCUGGCUGCAGGAGCACAGGAAGAACCCGUAUCCUACCAAGGGAGAGAAGAUCAUGUUGGCCAUCAUCACCAAGAUGACCCUCACACAAGUCUCCACCUGGUUCGCUAACGCGCGCCGGCGCCUCAAAAAGGAAAACAAGAUGACCUGGCCACCUCGAAAUAAGUGUGCAGACGAGAAGCGGCCCUAUGGAGAGGGUGAGGAGGGGGAGGCUGUCGAGGAGGAGUCACGGGAGGAGCCUCUCAAGAGUGCCAAGAGUGAAGGUCCCGUUGGCAAAGAUGACAAGGAGCUAGAACUCAGUGACCUGGAAGAUUUCGACCCUCUGGAUGCAGAGACCUCAGAGUGCGAUCUGAAGACGCCCUUCCAGCCCCUAGACAGUGGACCAGAGAGGAUUCCUGCCUCAUCCGAUGGCCCUGGCCCUGGCCCUGGCAAGGAGGCCUCCGCCACACUCCGGAUGCCUCUGGGCACCACUGGUGGAGCUGCCAUAGAUGAGGACCUGGAGAGGGGCCGGAGCUGCCUCCGGAGCACAGUGGUUGCGCCAGACUCUGGCUCCGAGGGCGGCCCCCAAGCCAAACUGAGCUUUGCAGCGGCAGGGGCGCCGCCGAGCCUUGAGACAAAGCCGCGCAUCUGGUCCUUGGCGCACACAGCCACUGCUGCUGCAGCUACAGCUCUGAGUCAGACUGAGUUUCCCUCCUGCAUGCUGAAACGCCAAGGUCCCACGAGUGCAUCCUCGGCGCCGCCGUCGUCCUCACCUGCAGUCUCAGCCCCUUCAGGAGUCCUGGAAAGGCACCAGGACUCCCCAGUAACUAGUCUCAGAAACUGGGUGGACGGGGUGUUUCACGACCCCAUCCUUAGGCACAGCACUUUGAACCAGGCCUGGGCCACCGCUAAGGGCGCACUUCUGGAUCCCGGUCCUCUAGGACGCUCUCUGGGGGCGGGCACCAACGUACUGGCUACGCCCCUGGCUUGCUCCUUCCCGCCCGCGGUGUCCCCUGACGCUCCAUCUGCGGGGGCUGCCCGGGAGCUGCUGCCUACGCCCAAGGCCGGGGGCAAACCCUUCUGCACUUAACACCCACCUGCACAGUGGAGAAGGGAACUGGCGCUCAGGCUGCAGGCGCUGACUCUGGACUGUUUUUAAUGGGUUUCCAAAGGAAGGCGGGCAUUUCCAAGCCAAGGAUGCCAACCCAUCUGAGGCAGAGGAUUUGAACUCAGGCUCCAGAGCUAUGGAAGAACCCUCUCGCAUUCUAUCACCAGGAUUCACCUGAUCUUGCGUCCACCUGAGCCAUCCCUGAACUCCAGGAAGACAAGAGAGUAUUCUCAAAGCAGAGGGGAGCCCCCCUGAAGAAUAAAGUUUACAUCCAAAGUUUACAUAGAGAAGGCAUUUGGGUCCUGAGGCUUGUUCUGUGUUGCUGUCUCCUUCUGGGUUUGAGGCAUGCCGGUGUUCGUUAGGAAGACUCCUCAGCCAGCUUCUCUUCGGACUUCAUCCUCAGCACAUAAAGCUCACCAACAACACUUCCACCGUGUUUACACUGUUGCACACUGUUGAGUCAACAAAAUUAUGUUUUCUAAGAUGUAUAUUCACACCAGUAAUUGCCUGUUUCAGAGAGAGGCUAAUACAACAAAACUAAUAAAUUCCCGUGAUGGUGUUUGCAUUGAAGAAGG
Messenger RNA from Onychomys torridus (southern grasshopper mouse), 2603 nucleotides. It is a transcript of the gene Irx4, whose product is annotated as iroquois homeobox 4. The record is from RefSeq and is a predicted model, not a curated record. Gene Ontology annotation, molecular function: RNA polymerase II cis-regulatory region sequence-specific DNA binding; DNA-binding transcription factor activity, RNA polymerase II-specific. Bases 466 to 2010 code for a protein of 514 amino acids. Gene Ontology annotation, biological process: cell development; regulation of transcription by RNA polymerase II; neuron differentiation. NCBI's taxonomy places the organism in Eukaryota, Metazoa, Chordata, Mammalia, Rodentia, Cricetidae. The transcript has 6 exons. Gene Ontology annotation, cellular component: nucleus.